AUGGCCGGGGGCGCGCUGUGGGUGUGUGUGGCGGCAUGCGCCCUGCUGCACGCGGGCGGGCUGGCUCGAGGGGACUGCUGGCUGAUCGAGGGCGACAAAGGCUUCGUGUGGCUGGCCAUCUGCAGCCAGAACCAGCCUCCAUACGAGGCUAUCCCGCAGCAGAUAAACAACACCAUCGUGGACCUGCGGCUGAACGAGAACCGCAUCCGCAGUGUGCAGUACGCCUCACUCAGCCGCUUCGGUAACCUCACGUACCUCAACCUCACCAAGAACGAGAUCGGCUACAUUGAGGACGGUGCCUUCUCGGGCCAGUUCAACCUGCAGGUGUUACAACUGGGCUACAAUCGGCUGCGCAAUCUCACCGAGGGCGUUCUGCGUGGCCUGAGCAAGCUGGAGUACCUAUACCUGCAGGCCAACCUCAUCGAGGUGGUCACCCCCAGCGCCUUCUGGGAGUGCCCCAACAUCAUCAACAUCGACCUGUCCAUGAACCGCAUCCAGCGGCUGCACAGCGCCACCUUCGCUGGCCUGGCCAAGCUCUCAGUGUGUGAGCUGUACAGCAAUCCCUUCUACUGCUCCUGUGAGCUUCUAGGCUUCCUGCGCUGGCUGGCCGCCUUCACCAAUGCCACACACACCUACGACCGCGUGCAGUGCGAGUCCCCGCCGCUCUACUCCGGCUACUUCCUCCUGGGCCAGGGCCGCCAUGGCCACCGCAGCAUUCUGGGCAAGCUACAGUCCGUGUGCACUGAUGGCUCCUACGUGGCCGAGGCCAGCGGCCCCCGCCUGGGGCCCGGACGCUUGCAGCCUGGACGCUCGCCGCCGCCACCGCCACCGCCAGAGCCCAGCGACGUGGCCUGCUCCGAGGAGGAGUGCUUCUCCGGGGACGGCACCACACCGCUGGUGGCCCUGCCCACGCUGGCCACCCAGGCAGAGGCCCGGCCUCUCAUCAAGGUCAAGCAGCUGACCCAGAACUCAGCCACCAUUAUGGUGCAGCUUCCCAGCCCAUUCACACGCAUGUAUACCCUGGAGCAGUUCAACAACAGCAAGCCGUCCACCGUCUCUCGGCUGACCAAGGCCCAGGAGGAGAUCCGCCUGACCAACCUCUACACGCUCAUCAACUACACCUACUGUGUGGUGUCCACCAGCUCGGGCCUGCGCCACAACCACACCUGCCUCACCAUCUGCCUGCCCAAGCCACCCAGCCCACCCGGCCCCUUGCCCAGCCCCUCUACCGCCACCCACUACAUCAUGACCAUCCUGGGCUGCCUCUUCGGCAUGGUGCUGGUGCUGGGCGCCGUCUACUACUGCCUGCGCAAGCGGCGGCGACAGGAGGAGAAGCACAAGAAGGCAGCAGCGGCAGCCGGCAGCCUAAAGAAGACCAUCAUCGAGCUCAAGUAUGGCCCCGAGAUGGAGGUGCCUGGCCUGCCGCCGCUGCCCCAGGGUCCGCUGCUGGGCCCCGAGGCCAUGACCCGCAUCCCCUACUUGCCAGCUGCGGCUGCGGCCAGUGAGGUAGAGCAGUACAAGCUGGUGGAGAGCAGCGAGACGCCCAAGGCCACCAAGGGAAACUACAUUGAGGUGCGCACAGCGGAGCAGGCUGAGCGGCGCGACUGUGAGCUGGGCCGGCCCGGCCCUGACAGCCAGGGCUCGGUGGCCGAGAUCUCCACCAUCGCCAAGGAGGUGGACAAAGUCAACCAGAUCAUCAACAACUGCAUCGAUGCACUCAAGUCCGAGUCCACCUCCUUCCAGGCAGUCAAGUCUGGGGCCGUGUCUACGGCCGAACCACAGUUGGUGCUGCUGUCUGAGCCGCUGGCCGGCAAGCACAGCUUCCUGUCGCCCGUGUACAAAGACUCAUUAGGGCACGGGCUGCAGCGGCACCACAGCGUGGAGGCCACCCCAGGGCCUCCGCGCACCAGCACCUCGUCUGGUGGCUCCAUGCGCAGCCCACGCACCUUCCACACUGAGGCUGCUGCUGAGGCCAAGUACAUCGAGAAGACGUCACCCACGGCUGACACCAUCCUCACUGUGACCCCUGCCGCUGCCAUCCUGCGUGCCGAGGCUGAGAAGCUCCGGCAGUAUGGUGAGCACCGGCACUCGUACCCUGGCUCUCAUCCUGCCGAGCCACCUGCGCCGCCACCACCGCCACCCCACGAGGGCCUGGGUGGGCGCAAAGUGUCCAUCCUAGAGCCGCUGACCCGUGCGCGCGCCCGUGAGCUCGCCUACUCCCAGCUGUCCCCGCAGUACCACAACCUGAGCUACUCCUCCAGCCCCGAAUACACCUGCAAGGCCUCCCAGAGCAUCUGGGAGCGCUUCAGACUGAACCGCAGGAGGCACAAGGACGACGAGGAGUUCAUGGCGGCUGGCCACGCCCUGCGCAAGAAGGUCCAGUUCGCCAAAGACGAGGAUCUGCACGACAUCCUGGACUACUGGAAGGGUGUGUCAGCCCAGCACAAGUCCUGA
Trichechus manatus latirostris (Florida manatee) is the source of this 2454-nucleotide messenger RNA. RefSeq names its product extracellular leucine rich repeat and fibronectin type III domain containing 1 (gene ELFN1). Bases 1 to 2454 code for a protein of 817 amino acids. Gene Ontology annotation, molecular function: protein binding. The transcript has a single exon. Gene Ontology annotation, cellular component: plasma membrane. NCBI's taxonomy places the organism in Eukaryota, Metazoa, Chordata, Mammalia, Sirenia, Trichechidae. The record is from RefSeq and is a predicted model, not a curated record.